Solanum dulcamara is the source of this 2009-nucleotide messenger RNA. RefSeq names its product putative glycosyltransferase 7. Lineage: Eukaryota; Viridiplantae; Streptophyta; Magnoliopsida; Solanales; Solanaceae. Gene Ontology annotation, cellular component: trans-Golgi network; membrane; endosome. The transcript has a single exon. The record is from RefSeq and is a predicted model, not a curated record. Gene Ontology annotation, molecular function: galactosyltransferase activity. Bases 471 to 1838 code for a protein of 455 amino acids.
UCCCACUUCACCUCUUUAGCACCUCAAACAACAGAAACACCACAUUUGGGCCCCAAAAGUCGAGCGUAUUUUUGUGUUACGCACUAGAAAGCAAGAAAACCCCAUUAAAAGCCGCACCAAACCGAUUGAAGUCCAGUCAAUUGCGCCACAAAACAGCAAGUUUAGUGAGGUUAUGAACACUUGCUUCAUCCAUUGUUUUUAGUCACUACACUUCACCGACAUACAUUUUCCUCAUCUCCAUAUCUACUUUCUAUCGUCACCAAAUUCCCAUUUUCCUAUAUAUCUACAUUUCAACGGAAUUUGUAUGCUUUCUUAGUUACUGCCAAAAUUGCUGUUCUAACUCUCUUCUUAACACAGAACCAAAGCUGGACACUCCUUCCAGUACAAUGUCCAGUAGAUGGUGACAUCUCUCUAAUUGCUACUAGACGAAAAGCCAGCUUGCCUGGGUAACGUAUGCCUUCCCUCAUAAAAUGGUAACUCCUAAGUUGCCCCAAAACCAUACCUCUUACACAUCAAUGGCUAAGCAAAAUUGUAGGAGCAAAAUUUCUUCUAUUUUCUCUGAUGGAUUUCUCUUUGCUGGUGGAAGUAUUGUGGCUUUGCUAGUGGUCUGGGCCUUUUGGUCCUUCAUGAGCACUAGUCCAAACGCCGAACCCAGUUUCUUACCUACUUCCGCCGGCCAGAAGUCCACUUUGGAGACUCCGGUGGACCAGGUUACAAUGGGCUUCAACUUACGGUACGACCCGACCGACCCGACUUUCUAUGACAACCCGAAUUUGAGCUACACUAUGGAGAAGCCGAUUGAGAACUGGGACGAGAAGCGAAGGCAAUGGCUGAACCUGCAUCCAUCUUUCAUCCCCGGAGUAGAGGAACGGAUUCUGAUGGUUACCGGUUCACAGUCGACGCCGUGUAAGAACCCCAUCGGCGACCAUUUGCUGCUGAGGUUCUUCAAGAACAAAGUAGACUACUGCCGAAUCCACGGGUACGAUAUUUUUUACAACAAUAUUUUACUCCAGCCUAAGAUGUGGUCAUUUUGGGCCAAAAUGCCGGCGGUUAAAGCUGCCAUGAUAGCUCAUCCUGAAACUGAGUGGAUCUGGUGGGUCGACUCAGAUGCUGCCUUCACCGACAUGGACUUCAAACUUCCAUUGGAUCGUUACAAAGACCAUAAUUUCGUAGUUCAUGGUUGGGAAAAGUUAAUAUACGAACAACAAAGCUGGACAAGCAUCAAUGCCGGAGUUUUCUUGAUCCGGAACUGUCAAUGGUCGAUGGACUUGAUGGAAGCUUGGGCCAAAAUGGGUCCACAGUCACUGGAGUACGAUAAAUGGGGUGAAAUUUUACGUACCACUUUCAAAGACAAGAUUUUCCAGGAAUCGGAUGAUCAAUCAGGUCUAGCAUAUUUACUGUUGAAGGAAAAGGAAAAAUGGGGUAAUAAAAUAUACGUAGAAGGUCAGUAUUACUUCGAGGGGUAUUGGGUGGAAAUCGUCGGAACAUUAGACAACAUCACCGACAAAUAUUUAGGGAUAGAGAAAGGAGAAGCUAGGUUAAGAAGGAGACACGCAGAGAGGGUGAGUGAGAAUUAUGCUAUGGUGUGGGAAGAACACCUUAAGGAAGCUGGGUAUGGAAGGUACAGUUGGAGAAGACCGUUCAUCACACAUUUCACAGGGUGUCAGCCAUGUAGUGGAGACCACAAUCAGAUGUAUUCUGGUGAGACUUGUUUUGAUGCUAUGCAGAAGGCUUUGAAUUUUGCUGAUAAUCAGGUGCUCAGGAAGUAUGGGUAUAUGCAUAAGGAUCUGCUUGAUUCUUCCUCUGUUUUUCCUGUUCCUUUUAACUUUCCUGCAUAAUAGGUUUCUUACAGUUUUUUCUUUAUUUUAACUUCUAUAUAUACAGAUAUAUGUACUUAUUUUGUAGUCUCUUUUCGUUUUACUUCCUAUUUUUAUGGUGCAAAAUGCAAUGUUAUAAUAUUGAGCUAGUUGUAAUAUGGAGUUUAACUUACAUAGAGUGACCACUUAAAG